AUGGACACGUCCAGCCUCAGCGACGAAGACCCUCUCUUUGUGGCUCUCCGCGACCUCAUCUCUGCAAACCACAUCCUCCACUAUCAUGGCGUGGUCGACGCCUAUGGCCACAUCUCGGUCCGUCACCCACUCCAUCCCUCACAGUACAUAAUGUGCGGCUAUAUGGCGCCCGCCAUGGUCACUUCCGGGAGGGACCUGAUCGCCUACCACGUGUCUGACUCCAGCACGGUCGACCCGGACGCGAAGAAGGGGUACUCGGAGCGGUUUAUUCACGGCGAGAUCUUCAAGCGGUAUCCCAGCGUGAACUGCGUGAUCCACUCGCACGCCGAGGAAGUGCUGCCCUACGCCGUGAGCAUGGGCGUCACCCUGAAAGCCGUCUACCACAUGGCCGGGUUCCUCGGCUCCCGGGGCGUCAAGGUGUUCGACAUCGACCCGCUCUACCGCGAAGGCGAGCAGCGGGACAUGUUGGUCAACAACUCCCGCUUCGGCGCCGCUUUGGCCGAGAAAUUUGUGUCUGGUGCAGAGAUGCAGAGUCCCGAGGAGUCGGUCGUCCUAAUGCGUCGGCACGGCUUCACCUGCGUGGGCCGCGACAUCGUCACCGCCGUCUACCGCGCCAUCUACACGCGUAUCAACGCCGAGGCACAGACAAAGUCUAUGGUCAUCGCGGGCCUCGUGCCGGGGGGGCGUGAAGUGCUGCGUGAUGAGGGCAUGGGCAUCGGAUUCCAGGCGCUCACUGAGGAGCAGAGCGAGGGCUGCACGGUCAUGAAUGAAGGAUUUCAAGAUAAGCCUUGGAGGUUGUGGGUCAGGGAGGUCGAGAAGCAGCCCCUGUAUUACAACGACUUGAGAUAA
Molecule: messenger RNA, 849 nt
Organism: Cladophialophora psammophila CBS 110553
Lineage: Eukaryota; Fungi; Ascomycota; Eurotiomycetes; Chaetothyriales; Herpotrichiellaceae
Exons: 1
Coding region: 1-849 (282 amino acids)
Biological process (GO): pentose catabolic process
Cellular component (GO): cytosol
Molecular function (GO): aldehyde-lyase activity
Source: RefSeq, a predicted model, not a curated record